Molecule: messenger RNA, 5158 nt
Organism: Canis lupus familiaris (dog)
Lineage: Eukaryota; Metazoa; Chordata; Mammalia; Carnivora; Canidae
Gene: PLEKHG3
Product: pleckstrin homology and RhoGEF domain containing G3
Exons: 19
Coding region: 93-4217 (1374 amino acids)
Molecular function (GO): guanyl-nucleotide exchange factor activity
Source: RefSeq, a predicted model, not a curated record
CUGGGCAGCCCCGCGCGCCGAGCGUGCGGGACCCGGCGGGCGGCGACCGCGCGAAUCUCCCCGGAGUGCCCUCGCCAGGCAGCGAUGCCAGGAUGCCCGUCUCUGCCUCCCUCCGCCAGGACGGCAGCCAGGAGCGGCCGGUGAGCCUUACGUCGACCACAUCCUCGUCGGGUUCCUCCCGUGACAGCCGCGGUGCCAUGGAGGAGCCCAGCGGCCCCGAGGCCUCGGCCGAGAACGGGGCGGGCUCCCCGCGCGGCCGGCACCCCGCCAACGGCGACAGUGGCCCCAGCGGCUGGCUGAGCGUGAGGGGGCCGCUGUCCCCGUUCAGCAGCCGGGCCCCUGCAGCCCCAGCGCUCAAGCUCAGCUACCUGGGCCGCGUGGUGCGGGAGAUCGUGGAGACGGAGCGGAUGUACGUGCAGGACCUGCGCAGCAUCGUGGAGGACUACCUCUUGAAGAUCAUCGACACGCCUGGGCUGCUGAAGCCAGAACAAGUCAGCGCCCUCUUUGGGAACAUAGAAAACAUCUAUGCACUGAACAGCCAGCUACUCCGAGACCUGGACAGCUGCAACAGUGACCCCGUGGCUGUGGCCAGCUGCUUCGUGGAAAGGAGUCAAGAGUUUGAUAUCUACACCCAGUAUUGCAACAACUACCCUAACUCAGUGGCCGCCCUGACUGAGUGCAUGCGGGACAAACAACAGGCCAAGUUCUUUCGGGACCGGCAGGAGCUACUACAGCACUCUCUGCCCUUGGGCUCCUACUUGCUAAAGCCUGUCCAGCGCAUCCUCAAGUACCACCUGCUGCUCCAGGAAAUUGCCAAACAUUUUGAUGAAGAAGAGGACGGCUUCGAGGUGGUGGAAGAUGCUAUUGACACCAUGACCUGUGUGGCCUGGUACAUCAAUGACAUGAAGAGGAGGCAUGAGCAUGCAGUCCGGCUCCAGGAGAUUCAGUCGCUGCUCAUUAACUGGAAAGGGCCAGACCUGACCAUCUAUGGAGAACUCGUCCUAGAGGGCACGUUCCGAGUGCACCGUGUACGCAACGAGAGGACCUUCUUUCUAUUUGACAAAGCGCUACUCAUCACCAAGAAGCGAGGCGAUCACUUUGUCUACAAGGGCCACAUCCCGUGCUCCUCCCUGAUGCUGAUUGAAAGCACCAGAGACUCUCUGUGCUUCACUGUCACCCACUACAAGCACAGCAAGCAGCAGUACAACAUCCAGGCCAAAACAGCGGAGGAGAAACGGAGCUGGACUCACCACAUUAAGAGGCUUAUCCUGGAGAACCACCACACCACCAUCCCCCAGAAGGCCAAGGAAGCCAUCUUGGAAAUGGACUCCUACUAUCCCAGUCGGUACCGCUGCAGCCCGGAGCGCCUGAAGAAAGCUUGGUCCUCCCAGGACGAGGUGUCCACCCAUGUGCGCCAGGGGCGCCGGCAGUCUGAGCCUGGUCAGCCCCUGUUCCUCCGGGCAACACUCCCCAGCAGGCAGCGAGGCUUCACGGAGUCAGGCCUUAAGGGCCGUAGGAAGUCGGAGCCAACCAGACACCUGCUCAGGCAACUCAGUGAGAAAGCAGCCAGAGCAGCAGGAAUGAAGCAUGCAGGCAGUGCCGGCGCUCUCCUGGACUUUGGGCAGCCUCCUUGUGCUCAGGGCGUGCAGCCAGAGACCGAAGGGGCUGCCCAGGAGGAACAGGAGGAGGAGGAGGAGGAGGAGGAGGAAGAGGAGGAGGAGGAGGAGGAGGAGGAGGUGGUGGUGGAGGAGGAGGAGGAGAAGGCCUUUCAGGUGUCUCUGGAGGACUUGGCAGGGCCUGAAGGCAGCGAGAAGGGGGCCAGACUGGAGCCCCCAGGCUCGGAGGAGGAGGAGGAGGAGGAGGAGAGCCUGGCAGUGGCGGAGCAGGUAGCCGACUUUGCCAGCUCCCUGCUGGCCGCCCUCCACUGCUGGCACUAUCGGGCCAACGCUUUACUUUUCUCCCGGGGCGCUAUGGAGAAGGGGCGCAAGGAGUCAGAAGGCCCCAAGAGCCGCAGAAGGUCCAGCGGCCGGUCUCCGACUAGUGCUGAGAAGCGCAUGAGCUUCGAGUCCACCUCUUCCCUGCCAGAGGUUGAGCCAGUUCCUGACCCCGAGAUGGAGCAGGAAGUAUUUGCUGCCAUGGAAGGUCCCAGCAUCGAGGAGGUGCCCUCAGACACAGAGUCUCCAGAAGUCCUGGAAACACAGCUUGAUGCCCACCAGGACCUGCUGGGGCUGGCCCCCCCAGGUGACAUGGGGGACUUUGUGGUGGUGGAGAGCACCGAGGAUCUUAAGGCUUUGAGCAGUGAGGAGGAGGAUGAGGAUGUGAGGGCUGCACAGGAGACCGAGAGCCUCCUGCCGCCCUCUGUGCUGGACCAGGCCAGCAUCAUUGCAGAGCGGUUCGUCAGCAGCUUCUCCCGGCGGAGCAGCCUGGCGCUAGAGGACGGCAAGGCCAGUGGCUUUGGGAGCCCGAGGCUGAUAAGCCGGAGCAGCAGUGUGCUCAGCCUAGAGGGCAGCGAGAAGGGCCCAGCCUGGCACGGUAGCACCACGGAUUCCCUUGGCUCGCAGCUGCCCCCAGAGGUGGAUGCCACUGUGGGCGUGGCCAUGGAAAGUGGCCCUCCGGUCAACGGGACAGAGCCCCCAAGCCCAGGCUGUCUAGCAGAGCCCGACAGGUCUUCCUGCAAGAAGAAGGAAUCGACACUCUCCACCCGAGACCGGCUAUUGUUGGAUAAAAUCAAGAGCUACUAUGAAAAUGCAGAGCACCACGAUGCGGGCUUUAGCAUCCGACGCCGGGAGAGCCUCUCCUACAUUCCUAAAGGGCUGGUGAGAAACUCUGUUUCAAGAUUCAACAGCCUUCCCAGGCCAGACCCGGAGCCCAUGGCUCCGCUGGGGCACAAGAGGCCAGUGGGCUCCCGGCCGCCUUCAUGGGCUCUGUUUGACCUCCCAGGACCCAGCCAGGCGAGUGCUGGGGAGCCAGCUCCUAUCACAGAUGCUGAGUUCCGGCCGUCUUCAGAAAUUGUAAAGAUCUGGGAGGGGAUGGAGUCUGCCGGGGAGAGCUCUAGGAAGGGGCCUGGCCAAGGCCAGGCCAAUGGCUUCGACCUACACGAGCCGCUCUUCAUCCUGGAGGAGCACGAGCUGGGGGCCAUCACUGAGGAGUCGGCCACUGCUUCCCCUGAGAGUGCCUCCCCGACGGAGCGGCCCAGCCCGGCCCACCUGGCCCGGGAGCUGAAGGAGCUGGUCAAGGAGCUGAGCAGUGGGGUCCAGGGGGAGCUGGUGGCCCCGCUGCACCCCCGCAUCGUACAGCUCUCCCAUGUCAUGGAUGGCCACGUGAGUGAGCGAGUCAAGAAUAAGGUCUACCAGCUGGCCCGCCAGUACAGCCUCCGGAUCAAAAGCAAAUCUGUGACGGCCAGGCCGCCCCUACAGUGGGGAAAGGUGGCUCCUACCGUUCCCUGCCUUCAGGAGGAGGCUGGAGCACCCUCGGGCGGCACAGGGAAGAGGAAGCCGGUGCUGCCCCUCCUCAACCACGAGCAGACGGCGGCCCAGGAGCACAGCCCGCCCAGGCCCGGCUCGCCUCGGCUUUUCGCCUUCAGCCCCACUGCUGCCAGCCCGAAGGCCAGCUCAGCGGCGCCCCGGCCCUCCUCUCGGAGCCCCCUCAGCCCCUUUGACGCCGAGCCCUUCAGCUGGCCCGAUGUCCGAGAGCUCUGCUCCAAGUACGCCUCCCACGACGAGGCCUUCCAGGCUGAGGGCAGCCGGCCCCGCGGCCCGCCCGUCAACCGGAGCCGCUCGGUGCCCGAGAACAUGGUGGAGCCGCCUCCGGCGGGCAGGGUGGGCCGCUGCUGCAGUGUGGGCGCCAGGAGGGGCCGGCCGGGCCCGGAGGCCGCCCAGCCCCAGCUGCCCGGGAUGCUGCCCCAAAGCAGGCCGGUGGAAGACGAAGCCCUGUAUGUCACCGCAGACCUCACCCUGGAGAACAACCAGCGGGUGAUCGUCCUGGAGAAGGGGCCCCUGCCCUGCCCCGCUGCGGGGCUGGAGGAGCGCAGUGGGCAGGGACCAAGCUCACCAGCAGCCACAAUGAGACGGGGCCUGGAUUUCCAGGAGACUGGAGUUUCCAGGAGCCCGGAGUAUUGGCCAAAGGAAGAGGGUCCCAGGGACCCGGCGGACCCAGGCCAGCAGGGCAGAGUGAGAAACUUGAGGGAGAAGUUCCAGGCCUUGAACUCCAUAGGAUGACUCUGAGUCCUGGGAGGAGCCGUGUGGCAGGGGAACUCCGAGGAACCUUGGAGUGCUUGCCCACAAGCCUGCGCUCCCCCUGCCCACGUGAGCCCCUGAGAGGAUGCUCUGGGGUACUCAGCAAGUGUCUUCACCUGCUGGGAAUGCCCUGGCGCUUCCCUGGGCUCAUGGCGACUUCUGCAGGCCCUUCUUCCCACCGGGGCCAGUGUGGGCACUUCCCUCAUAUAUAGUUCUUCUCUGGUAAGAAGCCAGAUAUUUAAGCUCUCCUCUUCCUGGUGAGAGCAAGCCAUGCUCAGGCCUCCAGGGCUGGGCUGACCACUGCCGGGCUGAGGAGAAGGGGGAAGGUGGCCUGGGGAGGCUUUGCUCUUUAAUUGUGCCUUUUCUUAGGAUCCAGGCAGGAACAAGACCCAUAAUUUAUUGCUUUCCAUUCUGUGGUGUAUUUGUGUGCACACGUGUUCCUGAGUGUGUGUUCUCCCGUUGUUGAUUCCUCUCCUGUGAAGAAUGUAAUGGACUUGGUUCAGGUACUUUUGUAGAUUGUCUUGCUGACUCUGUGGUUGUCGCUAACGUAUAUACAUUUCAUUAUUUGCCAAUGGUGCAAUAACCGCUGCUGACCAACCACCCAUGUGUGGCUCCUCAUUGGGCCUUGCUGGGAUGGGGAGAGCUGACCGAGGUCAGGGUGUCUUUGGGAGGCGGGCUAGGGAUGGUGGUGGCUGCAUCCACAUUUUCUCCUCCAUCGUCCAUGCUCAUGAAGCCUAAGGCACUAGGGUGCUUGCAGGGGAGGUGGGGGCCGUGGGAUGUGCAGGAGGGAACUUGUUCUCUGUCCACCCUUGCCUGGUGUCCUGUUGGCAGGGGCAGGCACUGUGCUAGCCUUGAGCUCUCUUCCUCAAGGACCAAAGUUGGACUAAAACAGGUGAGGAAAAUGAAUGGGACAUUCAGAAAUU